GACAAUGGCACUCUCACAUGUCGAGAUUACAACAUGGACACUGCAUUCCAGAUGCUCGAUGAUAUCCCACAACCUGAUUCAUUAGAGGCACAGUCAGGCAUGUUUUGCUCGACAUUCAACAUGACGGGAUCUGCUCUCAUUUUGGACAGAGUGGACAAGGUCAUCAAAUGA
Laetiporus sulphureus 93-53 is the source of this 171-nucleotide messenger RNA. RefSeq lists its product as uncharacterized. The record is from RefSeq and is a predicted model, not a curated record. The annotation marks the transcript as partial. Lineage: Eukaryota; Fungi; Basidiomycota; Agaricomycetes; Polyporales; Laetiporaceae. The transcript has a single exon.